GCGUUGGAUGCUGGGAAAUGUAGGUUGUUGUGGAAUCGAAAAUGGUAGACGUACAGCCUCCACCCUUCCGAACCUUGGAUGAUUUCGUUUUGGGCUCGGCUCGGUUCGCAGUUCCAGAUGUUAGGAAUUUAGAAAGAUGGAACAACAGAGUAAUCAACAACUUGUUGUAUUACCAGUCCAACUAUUUCGCUUCUGCGUUGGCGUUUUUGGUAAUUGUAGGCUAUUUCCAGCCGUUCCACCUCUUCCUGGGCGCAGCGGUGGUGACCGUGCUGUUUGUGGGCUUCGUGUGGGCCGCAGAGCACCAGGCUCCCAUACGGCGUUUCCGGCGGCGGAACCAUCCGACCGUGGCGCUGGGCUGCAUCCUGGGGGCCAGUUACCUCCUCCUGUCAGUGCUGGGGGGGAUCGCCGUCUUCCUGUUCGGCAUAGCCUUCCCCAUCCUGAUGAUACUGAUUCAUGCGUCGGUCAGGCUGCGGAAUCUGAAGAACAAGGUCGAGAACAAGCUUGAAAGCAUCGGUCUGAAGAGGACCCCUAUGGGUAUGCUGCUAGAGGCCCUAGGUCAGGAGCAGGAGGCCGGCUCCUAGGUCACAGGUCGGGGUCAGGGGUGGUAGGCCAGCUAGGCUCUGCUGUGCCCCAGUUCUCUAUCUUCCUCACCGAAGUCUCCAGAGGGGCCGCUUCUUUGCCAAACAUAUGUUACCCGCCCCCCCCCCCCCUCCUCUGUUUCAAGUAUCCAACACAAACACACUCGCCCAGUCCUAACAGUUUCGGACUGACACAAGCAAUAGAGUCACUACACGUAAGGCUUUGAGAUGGAGCAGGACCAGUCAAGGGCAGUUUUGGAGAGAGGGGAUCGGAGGACGGACUUGGAAGAGGGAGGGGGUGUUAGUCAUAGCAUACAGACAAAGAAACAUUUCUGUCAGACGCACUAAUCUGUUGAAGAUGUUUUUACCCCUCGAUAGUGCAAUCGCCCUGCCUAGCUUGUCUGCCUCGCACCCAAGCACCACCUGCUGAAACACGGACAGAGGAAUGGGUGGGCUGCAAGGAGAUGAAGGAUGUUUUAAUGUAGGUCUACGUAUAUAAGAUGAGAUCAGAGUUAAAAGUGAGUUGAGCGAUGUGAAAUGAAGGUGUGUGCACAAACCUGUAUUUAUAUGUCAGAGCUCUGCGAUACUGUUCUCCUCUAUUUGUGCUGGGUUGAUGAAGUGUAACGGUUGUGGUUGCAUAGCAGGUUGGCAUGUUCUGCCGUAGCAACAGCUUAGUAGGAAACUUCAUUUGGGUUUCUAGAGAUGUGUUUGGGAAAUGUUGUAUGUUUUCCCGGUAAAUGACCUAGGAAGCGGGAUUGGACCGGAUACAGGAUUACAUGAACUGCAUCAUUCCUACAGUGUUCACUACAGUGUCUUUAUGCCUUUCUGUCAACAAGCAACUUGUCGUGGUCGCAUAAAUGUCUGUCUUAUUAGAUUCACUGUUAUGUUAUCCAUGGUUGAUUCUUUUACAAUUGCCUUGUAUGUACUGACACACUGUAGUGUUAAAACAAUGACCACAACUGGUGGUAAAAUGUAUUAAACUUUUGUAAAAACAAACAAACAAACAAAAAACAUCUACAGUAGACUAUAAUGUCAUUUAAAUAUUUUAAUUAUUAUGUAAUUCUUGUAAUUCAAUUCCUUAUGCUCAGUGAAGAUAACCCACGGCAGAUGGCAGCAAUGUAUCGGCCUGUCUGUCUGUGUUUCUCUCCCUGUGCUCUCACACACACGGAAUUGCCUCCCUGUGAGAACGUUAAAUGGGCGUGUGGUUUGUAGGCGUAUGGAUUGAUGUUAUGUAGUGUAGUUAUGGAAAAAGGAAACGGGGCGUCAUUUCAGGGAAUGAACAACAUCGCCAGCCUGAUAAAGUAAGACGGUUUAAAAGCGAUCGCCUUUAUUCGGAAAGUGUACAACUCGAAUAGGCUAACAGGACGCCGCCCGCCUUUCAACUUCAUGCGAUUGACACCUCACUGUUCUGAACGUCAGGAGUUAAAUGAAGAGGAUAUAUUUUUGUAUUUUUAACCUGUUCUAACAUAGCAAGGAAAGUUCGUGAAUCAGUGUACACCAGACACUGGCCUUUUCUUCGCAGUCAACUUCUGAGUAACAAUCAAAACAUUUGAGACUUUCCUCUGAACUGUGCCCAAGACAUUUCCCCCGAGGCUA
Molecule: messenger RNA, 2174 nt
Organism: Osmerus eperlanus (European smelt)
Lineage: Eukaryota; Metazoa; Chordata; Actinopteri; Osmeriformes; Osmeridae
Gene: praf2
Product: PRA1 domain family, member 2
Cellular component (GO): membrane
Source: RefSeq, a predicted model, not a curated record